Penicillium soppii is the source of this 1800-nucleotide messenger RNA. Its product is annotated as putative GPI-anchored cell surface glycoprotein. The coding region runs from base 1 to 1800 and encodes 599 amino acids. The record is from RefSeq and is a predicted model, not a curated record. Lineage: Eukaryota; Fungi; Ascomycota; Eurotiomycetes; Eurotiales; Aspergillaceae. The transcript has a single exon.
AUGCCUCCCAAAAAAGGCCAACGUAAAUCGAUGCCUGGGCACGUACAUAAAGCGCCUAUGUUGACACCUUCCCGGCGAUCCCCCCGAGUGCCUGCCCCGCAAAAGAGUUUAGAUGAAAGCUCACAGCCCUCCAAAACGUUGGAAUUUACUGCCGCCUCUCCGCAAGACGGUUCUAUCAACAUUCGAUCUUACAAUUCGAAAACCACAGUUUCAAUUCCCGCAAGUCCCGAUACAUCAGAAACUCCUCCCGAGACACCAAAAUCACGUCGCCGCACGUUCCAAUCACGCCCAUCUCGUCUUUCGACUGUUUACACCCCAACAAUAGAGACCCCAGCCACCAAUAACGGUAGUCGGCGGACGAGAAGAACGGCUGCACUUGAAACACCCAAGAACGAAGGCUCGGAGAUUGACCUUCCAGACAGCAUUGGCACUACCGGCUGGACCUACGACCAGUACAUGGGAAACCUCGAGUCUGAAGGAACAGCCGACGGUCCAUCAAGCCCCACAUCAGCCUCCGACAUGCGGAACUCAUCUCGGGUUCGGAAGCCCACCAUGAGGGCCAUUGAAUCUCUCGAAACUGUGAAGAGAAAGCCUCGACGAAAAAAUACACCCAUUCCCACUCCGCCUGUGGAAAAGCCGGACCCAUUGAGUGCCAAUGCUGCGAAAAAUAAAGUAUCAAAGAAGCCUAUCAUGAAAACAAGAACAUCAAAGCGAAUGGCGAAUUCAAACUUGCAGAAGAAUUUUGUCUUGAUCGGAUUUGAUAUUGACGCGAAGCUCGUCGGCAAAGCCUUGUAUGAUCUGACUGUCGAAGCCCUAAGCCCUGGCUUUGUUCUUCCAUCUGAUUUCCCCGAAUCCUAUAACAAAGCGCGUGAUGCAUACUACCGUCGCCAAGAUAAUGAGAAAUAUGGCACUAGUCUGCCUGCGGAUUCAUCCAUUCCACCUCAAGAUGUCGACACGGCCGACGAAGACCAGUCAGCUGCCCCUGAUAUCUUGCCUACCUCUCCCGUCCCCACUCCCGCAACAACCCCCGGUGUGGGCAUCCUUGCCUAUGAGAAGCGUUCUGAAUCCGUAAUCAAUAGUGAUGGCUGGGUGGAAACUGGCAGAGUCAACAAUAAAGGCGAAGAAGUCUCUCUCAUCCCCGAUCAGUACCACCCAUAUUACCUAUCCCACACAUACGGAUACGAGGGCCUACCAUACCCCCCAGUACGUGCUCGAUCUGGUCAGCAGGCCGAGGCUGAUAACGCGCACGGCUUCCCUCCAUUUAUGGGAGGCCGCAACCUGCCAUCCGACAAUGUGGCUCCCUUCGUGACCGAGAACGUCAAGGAAGAACAAGCCAGGGUGUUCGCCAACGCCCCCGCGCCAGCGCCCACGGCCAAGAGCAAGAAGACGCGCGUGCGCAAGCGCCGCCAGACCGCGGCCGCCGAUGCCGAUAUCAAAGCCGAGGAGAGCACUACCACUCCCAUCACCACCGAUGGUGGACGUAAGUCCCAGCGUCGCCGUCGCCAGACAGCCCCUGCUCCCACCCCCCCCUCUUCAUCCUCUCCCUCUACUCCCCCGACAACUGUGACAAAGGUCAAGUCCUCCCGCUCGGCCGCCGCCGUCGCCCCCGCUGCUGCUGAAGAAGACAAGCCCAAGGUGCAGCGGCUGCGGUUGACCCUGAAGCCGGAGCACAAGGCAGAGACCUCCGGAGCUGCCUCUGUUUCCGCUGAGGCCCCCGCAGUGCAGUCUUCUUUCUCUUCCGCUCACUCAAAUGCGCCGUCCCCCGCACUAUCCAACAAGCGUCGUCGGCGCGGAGACUGA